Messenger RNA from Oryza sativa Japonica Group (Japanese rice), 1634 nucleotides. RefSeq names its product glucuronoxylan 4-O-methyltransferase 2. The record is from RefSeq and is a predicted model, not a curated record. Gene Ontology annotation, cellular component: Golgi apparatus. Lineage: Eukaryota; Viridiplantae; Streptophyta; Magnoliopsida; Poales; Poaceae. Gene Ontology annotation, biological process: plant-type secondary cell wall biogenesis; xylan biosynthetic process.
CCAGGAGAUCUAACAAACACACAACUCACCAAACUUUAGGUCUGUGGUAGUACUACUCAUCACCAAUCAGCUGCCACACAUGCAUGGCUAGAUAGCUGCAUCUUGUUGAUCCUUCAAGCAUCAAUCACCUACCGAUUUACCAACCCAUCCCUGUCCUACCACACACAUUCAAUACAUCCUCCCCCAAAAAAGUACACAACACACAAUCAACAACACAACCUAAAAGUACAAAACACCAACAAAUUGCAAACAACCAAACAAAUCGCAAUGCAUCAUAUCAUUGCAUAAUCACAACAACACACCACUAAUCUAAAGCAAAGUGAAAAAGAAAAGGAGACACUAGCAACUUAGCUUAGCUUAGCUAGUGCAAGAAGAAGAGGUGCAAUGGCGAGCCCCAUGCACGCGCGGAGGGCGAAGCUGAAGAGCCAGCUGGUGUCGGCCAAGGCCAAGCUCAAGCACCAUGUCACGCCGCGCCGCCUCCUCCUCCUCUCCGCCGCCGCCGCCUCCGCCUUCCUCCUCCUCCUCACCCUCCGCACCCUCUCCGCCGCCGCCGCCAACACCUCCUCGCCGGCGCCCGUCGUCGUCCACCGCUCGCAGCAGCAGCAGCGGGACGAUCAGUGUGACCGUGUCCCGGCGGGCGUGGCGGAGGCGCUGGUCCACUACGCGACGUCGAACGCGACGGCGUGGGGGCGGGGGAGGAGGAGGUCCGCCGAGGAGGUGGCGGCGACGGCGCGGGCGGUGUCGCGGCGGGCGCCGUGCAACCUGCUCGUGUUCGGGCUCGGCCACGGCGCCGCGCUCUGGGCGGCGCUCAACCACGGCGGCCGCACGGUGUUCCUCGAGGAGGACGACGCGCUGGUGUCCGGCGCCAGCCCGGCCAGCCUCGCCAUCGAGGCCUACCGCGUCGCCUACCUCGCCAGCGCCGCCGACGCCGACGAGCUCCUCGCCCUCCGCGACUCCGAGCACUGCACCGGCGCCGCCGCCACCCAGCUCUCGCCGGGCCACUUCGACCGCUCGCCGUGCAAGCUCGCCGUGCGCGGCCUCCCCGCGGCGUUCUACGAGGCGGAGUGGGACGUGAUCGUGGUCGACGCGCACGCGCCGCCGCCGCCGACGACGACGGCGAUGAUGGGCGCGAUAUACACCGCGGCGGUGGCGGCGCGGGCGCGGCGGCCGGCGGCGGAGACGGAGACGGACGUGGUGGUGCACGACGUGGACAAGCCGGUGCAGGACAGGUUCUCGACGGCGUUCCUGUGCGGCGGCUACCUCAAGGAGGGGGUUGGCAACCUCAGGCGAUUCGCCAUCCCUAGCCACAAGGAAGGAAUGCCAUUUUGCCCUUGAAAUAUUUUAUUAUCAUUGGGUAAAUAUAUACCAUUUUACCAGUAAUUAAACACAUAUUAGUAGCAUAUGCAUAUUUAAAUAUUUGUAUAGGAUUUAUGUUAGAGGAAACAAUAAUAUAUUUGUAGAUUUCUUCUUCUGCUUCUUUGUGUUCCUUUUUGUUGCCAUGGUUUUUCUCAAAUCUCAACUCUUGUUGAUAACUUGAAAUGGGGACAACAUUUCGGAAUUUCAAAUUCACUGUCGAAUUUGAAGUAACUAUGAGUUAAUGACAUUUUUAUGAUCUAGGAUUCAUUUUGGUUUUA